CGAUUACGAUAACAAAAACAAUGUAUGGAAUAUUUACUUGAAACCAUUCAUUUUCUUGUUAUUUAAGAAAAUUCAAAGAGUAAAAUAUUUACCACAUGAACCUUUUAUUCUUCCUUAUGUCACUUGUGAGAAAUGUGUGAAUCGUAUGGUAAUGAUAAGAAUUGAAUGUUCUUGUUUAUCAUGAAUAAUAAUCAAUACCAUCAAUAAUCGUUUUCCAAUGAAUAAUUUACAAUAUUAUAAUUAAUAUUUUGCAUCAAAAUUAGCCUAUUUUGCAAUCACUCCACUCAAUACAUUACCCAGAUUCACUGCACCCUGGCUAGCCGCCAUCUUGAUUUUAGCAGAGUUUUUGCAGGGUCUCUAAUCAAAAAUUUAUACAAAUAAGUGAAAUCAGGUGUUAAGUUUUCUAUUUUCCGUGUAAUGAUUCCGGCAUUCUUUCGAUUAUCAUUUUUCUGCAUUAUGAAUUUGUACUAAAAGCCCUGGAGAGAAAAUUUCGGGGUUUGUUCUUAUAAGGUGAAGUGAGAAAGCCUUCUGCUAGUCUUCUCCAGGCCAGUUUCCUAGCUAUUUUUCUACAGUAAUCGUAUUAUAAAUUUUACAUUAUGAGUAGGACACCGUCUGGGAAAAUUACGGUUCCAGACGAACUUCGUGAUGUAUUGCUAGAAUUCACAAUAAGCUACUUGUUAGAUCAGCCUCCUGAUGUGGUUGAAUUUGCUAUCAACUUCUUCACAAAUAUGAGGGAAAACCGAAGAACCGGAGGCCGAUCAUCGCCAGACUCGAUCAUCUCUGACGAUGAGCCUGAAAUUUUGCGUAAGGAAGGCAGAAGAAAAUCUGUGUUUGCAGAAACUUACGAUCCUUCGGAUGACUCCGACGAAGGACAAAAGGUUGUACAUCCGAAAACAGAUGAGCAGAGAAAAAGCUUAGCGGAAUCUGUAAAGAAUAUACUUCUAUUUAGAUCUCUAGAUAAAGAACAAAUGAAUGAAGUAUUGGACGCCAUGUUUGAGAAGAGAGUUAACAAAGAUGAAUUCGUCAUCAAGCAAGGCGAUGAUGGAGAUAACUUCUAUGUCAUUGAAUCUGGUGAAUUCGAGGCAUACGUGCAGGACGACUCGGGUGAGCCGAUGCUGAUUCACACGUAUCACGGCAAGGGCAGCUUUGGCGAGCUGGCUCUGCUCUACAACAUGCCACGAGCCGCCUCCAUCAAGGCCGCCUCUCAGGGCGCACUCUGGGCCAUGGACCGCAUCACUUUCAGGCGCAUCGUGCUCAAGAGCGCGUUCCGCAAGCGCAAGAUGUACGAGCAGCUGAUCGAUGUGGUGCCGAUGCUGAAGACGCUGCAGAACUACGAGCGCAUGAACCUGGCCGAUGCCCUCAUCCCCAAGGUCUACCAGGAGGGCGAGACCAUCAUCAAGCAGGGUGACUCAGCCGACGGCAUGUACUUCGUCGAGUCCGGCACUGUCCGCAUCACCAUCAUCGGCGACAACAAUCAGGAGACCGAGAUAAAACGUAUUACAAAAGGCAGUUACUUCGGAGAGUUGGCUUUGGUCACGCAUAAGCCCAGAGCAGCCUCAGCCUACUCUGUUGGAGAAACAAAACUUGCUUUUCUAGAAGUGGAUGCUUUCGAACGUCUGCUGGGCCCGUGCAUGGACAUCAUGAAGCGCAACAUUGAUGACUACGAGACUCAGCUGGUGAAAAUAUUCGGUUCAAAGCAGAACAUUUCCGAUGUACGAUGAAAGCCUUGCUACUACAAUCUGUAGUUUGUUGACACUGUACGUAUUUACCUCCUUCCUAACCACUCAAUAACAUUAUACGAGCUUAAAAUAUGAUUUCACAUACAACCUUGAACAAAAUUGAAGAUUUACGUCAAAUCAUUAUGUUUUCUCUCGGAACAAUUCAAGCUCUUUGUGAAGCUGCUAUUUUCUAUUUGCAACGACCAGUAUUAAGAUGAAUUGAAUAAAUUAUUUUCUCAACCACUCUCAUCAAUUUUAUUUAUUUGUAGAUUUGAACUAUUUUAAAUCAUCGAAUGAAAGCUGGUCGUUUUACCAUUGUGUUGUGGUUGCUUCCCCAUGGUAAGUCAUAGUACCAUUCAAUAUUCAACUAACAUGUAUUCAAAAUACCCAAAAUUUGAUAUGAUCUGGAGAUCAGUCUGUUGGAGUAUUUUGGAUUAUUAUUAUUUAAAAAAUGGUAAUAAAAUUGAGAUGGGUGUCGUCUGAUCCUGGUUGUAGUAAAUAAUGUGUGUGUGUACGUGUAAAAUCGAUAAUAGUUAUAAGUACAUGUUUAUCAAACAAAAAUCUGUUAUUUAAUGUCCCUAAAAUGAAAAGGCUAAGAUACGUUCAAAUGAAAACUAUUAAUGAAUUACUGUUUGAAGAUACGUUUUAGUUGAAGAUCAGAACAAUUUUGUUUCUUAAUGAGUUGUUGAAAGAAAUGUAGCCUGAUUUCUAUAACUAAUAUUGACUUCGCAUUCAAAAUAAAUAACAUUAUUUAUUUUUUAAAUGAAUAUAGAACUAGUGGCUUUCGGAUUUUAUUCGAAAUAGAUGCUUAUAUUUAGAUUGAUUAUAUUUCUUUUAAAAUACCUGGAUGGAAAUAUUUUGGAUUCUUGUGCAAUAUCUGAACUAUCCGUUUAGAAGACAAUCAGAAAAAUACUUAAUGUCCUUGAUAGAUUACCAAAUUAGACAACUUAAAUGAAGGGUAUUUAUGAUUCCAUCACAGUUAAAUAAGUGGAGCUUGAGACGAAAAACGUUGAUCUAUGUUGAAACCUCCUAUUAGUUUGUAGUCUAUGCAUACAUUUUUGCUUGCAUUGCGAAAAAAUUCAUCAAAACAAGUUUUGGGAAGAUACCUUUCUUACCGAAGAAAGUUAUAAGGAAAGUAACUAAUAUUAAAGAUAUUUUCUAUUAAGAACUUGAAAACUUAAUGAUUUUUUAGUUUUAAUCGGCUCCCUAGUAACUAUAUAGUGGAUGUAUUUUAUCAGAUCUUACUAAAAUAAGGUCUGGAUUCCCCUUUAAAUCUUCUAAUGCUUGAGCAAGUGUAGCUCCAAUAUAUUUUGAAACUCCACAUACUGUAGUACUUUGAAAUUGAAUCGGAAUUUGUUGAGUAAAUUCGAUCCUUGGGGCUGCUUUGUUCUCUAAUAGUGCUACGAAAUUGAUGUCAAGUCAAGUAAUAAAUGGCUUUUCACUCAUCAAUCUAAUAAAUAAUUAACCUUUAUGUGUUCGCUUGUUAAUUGUUGUUGGACCAUUAGCAUAAUAUAUUCAAAAUGCCAUAUAGUAAUAAUAUAAAUGAAUGUGUUGAUUGUCCUCUUUUAGUACAAUUCAGAAUAGUUAUUGCUAGUAUUAUUGAUGAACGACUGUAUUGAAAUCUUCGUAUGAUAUUUUAUGCUGAUGAUGAAACUUUUCUAAAGCUGCUUAAACUUUGACCAAAUUUCUUAUCAAUAACCUUCUACUUUACUCAUUUUCUCUUUUCUAUUAUUCUCGGUAGUUUUUAACAGCAGCACAUUUCACGCACACUCAAUUUUUCAAAGCACAUUAAACAGCCGGAACAUUUUUUAUUAUUACGCACCGACUUAUUUGCUUCAUUUCUCAAGUCAUUCUGUUGACCCAGGUUUUGUAUUGCUUCUUAAUCAAUACGGCACUGCCUUAUAAUAUGAUCAAUUGUAAUUGGAAUAAUAUAAUUUCUAACUUGCUUAAGUACUACUGUGAUACGGCCAAUUAGUUAUUUUAAUACACUUAACAGCAAACUGGCGACCAAUUGAAUUUAUUACAUUAAUUAUUAUUGUAAAUUUCGUAAUAAAUUUGAGAGUUAAAAUCUUUAUAAAGUUUCAUUAGCAGUAAGAGCAGAAGAAUAUAUUUAUAUAUUUAUAAUCUGAAGUCAAUAAUCAUAUAUUUAUUAAUGUAAUAAUUAUUAUUAUUCCUUGUUUGCUUUUUUAAUUUUAAGCUUUGCAACUCUUUCAUUGUAAAGUUGUGUUAUUAAGUCCAUCACUAUCAAUUUACAAAUUUACUUAAUAUAUUAUGCUUUUUAAUCGAAUGAUAAAAUAGCUUAUUAGAUUUCCAACUCUUGUUGAAAUAAAUCUUGAUUUUAAAGCUGCGACGAUAGCUGUACCUAUUCCUGAAAUACAAAGCAAUGGAAUAACAUGUUGAAUCAUGUUAUUACUAAGCAAAACCAAUGCGCAGUAAUAUUGUAAACAAUAAUAAAUACUGUUUUUCGCAAGAGAAAGAAAAUAAAUUUCAUACUUCAUUGAAGAAGUUUUGGGCAAUUGCCUGUUUUUCUUUUCCGAUUAUUGUAUUGAUUGUGCUAACCUAAUAAAUAAAUAAAAACAGAAUCUGUCAUCACUAAUCCAAUACAUUUAUAAGAUAGGAAAAUAUAUUUCCAAGUAAGAAAAACCUUACUUUUAAAUGUUAAUAAUACAUUUCAAUAUUGUCAAUUUAUAUUAAUUUACAUUAAAAUACAGUGCAUAAGAGUGAUCUAAUAAUUCUCAAUGUAUUUUUUCAAUUGUUACUCUGUAGGGCAUGAGUUUUUAUCGUCAGAUCUAUUUUAUGCAGAAAAAAAUUGAGAAAUUGAUUGUGCGCAUUUACUGUAUACAAUAUUAUAUAAUAUUGAGUAAUUCUUGCUAUUAGAUUUGUUUAAAAUGUUCAAAAACUGGCGAUUAUACUUAAUCAUCAUUAUUGUUUACCAUUUACAAUCUUCUAUACAAGUUGCUGAAACACAAAAUUCAAAAAUAUUCUCGAGUAAAUAAUUUUUGCUAAGGUAUUAAUUAUGUUUGUUUAACUACUGUGAAAAAUAUUCAAAUUCUUUCACAUUGAAGCUAAUGGGCUGCUUAUGUUUACUUAUUUCUUAUCUGGAAGUGUUCACGACACAAAGAACUUCGUCUUUGACUUCUUUAUCGCUUAGAGCUAGACUAAUCAUAAAUUUGUCUAGCGAUAUUCUUAACUGGGAGAAAACCAUGUGCUAGUACAUUUACAUUGGAUUUUCUCAACCUUCAUUAGGGAAACCACUCGAAAAUUCGAAUUCAAGCUCUGACAAUUUGACAUUACAAAUAAUUUGGUAUUGGUCGAUCUUUGUUCGAGAAUAGUUGUAAAUUUUGAAGUCAAAGAAGUCUUGGUCAAAGCAAGUUUCUAAAUGAAGCAAUACUAAUCUGCAAACUAUCGUAAUCCUAGAUGUCAAAAAUUCUGAAUAUCUUGAUAUUGUCUGUCCCAAAUUCCAUUACGUAUUUGUGUAAGUGUUACAUUAUUAAUGUUACGUGAAACUGUGUAAAGGACUAUUUGAUAUAUUGUAGUGGAGAAAAGUAUAUAUUUUGUUUUUAUAGUAGUCUUGCAUUAUCCUUUACAAGUAAACUGAUGAUAUUGAUAGUUGAUUGUUGUUACUUUUAAAAAUGUUGAUCAUGAAAUUUUUAUAAAACUAUGUAAUAGGACAUGUAUACUGCCAAAUUGUUUAAAUCAUUUCAAACAUUCAUCGGAAACUCCUAUAAUAAUAAAUUUGAAGAUACAGUCAUAAUUGGCAAGUUUAUGUUGAUAAAAAUCAAGUACUUUUUCAUUCAUCUACUGUAUCCAUAUAUUUUUAUGUUAACGCUCAUAAUUGGAAAUUUAAUAAGUCAACUAAGUUUUCAUUCGUCUUCUGUGCCUACCAUAACUUUGUCGAUUCUCCAACUCUUGUAAGUCCUCGGUUAGAGACAGCCUAUUUUUGGAAAUGUUUUCCAAUCAUUAAUGUACUCUUCUUGUAAUACAUUAUUGAAAAUUUUCUUGUAAACAUAAUUCAUCCUUGCGUGCAAUAUUUCACUCAUCAAAUCGAAUAAUUCUUAUUUAGUGCUUGGUUCAUGUUUUUAGACAUUACUAAAUAACUGGAAAAGAUUGAUAGUAUCAUCUUUCAAUAGAAUAACUUAUACUUCUUUACACUUUCAAUUUUACUGUGCUCCUUUCAAUUCAUUUAUUUUUAAUAAUUUAUGUCUUCCUCCCUUUAUCGUGUCCAAGCUUCAAUAGUAUCAACUGACAUUUUUUUACAUUGUUCAUUAUUUAAAUCUAUAAAAUUAUUAGCUACACUUGAUCCAAUUCUACUUGAAUGUCUUCAAGCAAUGUAAAUUAAUUUUCUCUGUUUAGUCUUCAGAUAAUACACUUCAUAAACGGUUCUUGUUUAAACUAAUUUCUCCAAAAUUAUUUUGAAUUUCCUCAACCUUAUGUUGAACUUUUUACAUAUUGUAACGAGUACAGGUGAAGAUGGUAGUGAUAAGAAUUUCACUUCGUGAUUAUACAUUUUUCGCUCCUUUACCUUGAAUUGAAAUAUGAAUGAUAGUAUAAUGGGGUAUUCAAUUAUCAAUAGUCUACUAUGUGAUGUAUUUACCGAUGAUACAACUGUUCGUAAUCUUCCUCUUUGCUUUCUUAAUAUCAAAACUUACAGUUACUUCUGUUUUUUGUUGCUAAACGCACAUUCAAGUUGAAGCAGGAAUUUAAUUUUUUUUAGUUAUUAAGGCUCGAAAGUGUUGAUUGCUUAGUUGGAACAUAUCAUGGAUUGGCUUUAAUAUGUCGGAUUGUUGAUGAGAUGCUUUAAACUUUUCCAGAUUAUAUUUAUUUAGUUCUCAAGAAACCUUAAACCUCUGAAAACCGUUUCAAGUUUACAUAUUUGAAACGGUUUCAAUCUUAAUGUAUUGGAGCAUUGUUUUGUUGUUAUAUUAUGUUAACUUCAUUUGUUGAAUCUCCAAAGUUUGUUAUAGAUUUAUUUAUAUUUUAAUUGGUGUCUUGUUAUUUAAAUUCAAUAGUUUAUUGUUAUUUAUUAAUCCUAUCAUUUCAGUUGUAAAAUAUUGUAUAUAGUCAUCUAAUUUUCUCAUUAAACAUUUCAUUUAUUUAUUUUAAAUAUGUUACCUGCUGUACCUUAAAAUAAUUGGUGAAUCAUGUACAAUUACUAUGAGAUAGUUCUGUCAUCAAACAUGCUAUUUGAUGAUGUCAUUGUGAGUUCUAUCUAUUAAAAUACAGAUAUUUACUAUUGAAGAGUAUUAACAGACCAAAAGUAUUAUUAAUGGAUACUGAUAAUGUACUAAUUUGUACUGAUACUUUACUAAUCAGAGUACUGAUACUUCACACUGCAUACCGUUACUGUCGGUUUUGUAUUGUCAAAUCUUAAUUUGAAUGGAAAAAUAAAUUUAUGUAUUAAUACUUUGUGUAGAAUCACAUUCCAAUAAAAAAUGACUUACUAUCA
This is a messenger RNA of Nilaparvata lugens (brown planthopper), 7164 nucleotides long. RefSeq names its product cAMP-dependent protein kinase type II regulatory subunit (gene Pka-R2). NCBI's taxonomy places the organism in Eukaryota, Metazoa, Arthropoda, Insecta, Hemiptera, Delphacidae. Gene Ontology annotation, molecular function: cAMP-dependent protein kinase regulator activity. The transcript is spliced from 8 exons. Gene Ontology annotation, biological process: regulation of protein phosphorylation. The record is from RefSeq and is a predicted model, not a curated record. The coding region runs from base 597 to 1721 and encodes 374 amino acids. Gene Ontology annotation, cellular component: cAMP-dependent protein kinase complex.